AUGGAUCUCAUCUUCAUUGAUGAAAAGGGUGCUAAGAUUCAAGCAGGUAUAAAAAGUCAUCUGAUACCUGUUUUUGAUGGACAACUUCAAGAAGAUGCUGUUGUGAUUCUGUCGAAAUUUGGUGUUGGUGAGAAUAAAGAUUUAUAUAAAGUUGUAGUACAUGAUUAUAAAAUCAAUUUUUAUAGAUGCACAACUAUUACACCUGUGAGAGAUUGGCAAGAUUUUGAGUACAGUUUCAACUUCAGAGCUUAUCAAGAUAUUCUUCAAGGAGAGGCGUUAAACUCUUUGAGUGUUGAUGUUGCUGGAUCUGUGGUUUGGUGUGGAGAUCUUGAAUUCUUUGGUCGACCUCCAAAAGAGACUAAGAAGAUCAAUUUCGAUAUUCAAGACUUGGAGGGUUUUAAGGAGUUCAUCUCUAAAACCCCAGCUCAUGAGCAUGCGAUAGCUGUUAUACAGCAUGGAAAAUGUAAGGAAUGGAAAGGUGAAUAUACAGUUCGAAGUGAUAAGUUUGCAACACGAAUGUUUCUGAAUGAAGAAAUCGAUGAAGUUAAUCAGCUAAGGAGGAGAUUACAAGUUGAUAUAUUAUUUUUACAGGAAAUGUCUUGUGUUGUGGUUGUGACAAUUAAGAUUGUGCAAGAAGAGUAUGGUUGGUUUUAUCCUGCCUGUCAUAAGUGUUUCAAGAAGGUGAUGGCUAAAAGUGAAUACUUACAGAAUGUUGAAAAUGUUUCGGAUUAUAUUGUUCAAUUGCCUGUGACUUCUUUGGUUUGUCCCAAAUGUCGUAGUGAAUGUACAUCCAUCACCACAAAGUUCAAGGUGCAAGUCCGGGUGCAGGAUGAGAGUGGUAGUGUUUCUUUUGUUAUGUUUGAUAGAGAUGUUCAGAAGCUUCUUGGAUUAGCCGUGAGUGACCUAAGAGAGAGGCAGGUGAAGAAUUCAAUCUUAAAAAUGACUAUCGUGUUUAUACCGUGCAAAAAAACAUGUGGUGAUCCAGUAAUAAUUGUUGAGUUGCUUGGUGGAGAUGGUAAUGGUGAUGAAAAUACUGAUGAGGUUACUCAAGAGGUAGCCGAGGUUAAGGAUGUUAACCUUUCAGAAUCUUCCCAGGUGUCUGCUGAACGAACUUCAAGGGAUGUUGUCUCUGUUACGGCCGACUCCUCAGCCGUUGAAGUUGAAAAGGAUUCUGGAUCAAGUCCUAAUGAAAGCGGACAGCUCAAGAUAUUGAUGUUGUGA
This is a messenger RNA of Helianthus annuus (common sunflower), 1221 nucleotides long. RefSeq lists its product as uncharacterized. Bases 1 to 1221 code for a protein of 406 amino acids. The record is from RefSeq and is a predicted model, not a curated record. NCBI's taxonomy places the organism in Eukaryota, Viridiplantae, Streptophyta, Magnoliopsida, Asterales, Asteraceae. The transcript is spliced from 11 exons.